Chrysoperla carnea is the source of this 2000-nucleotide messenger RNA. RefSeq names its product LIM domain-containing protein A-like. NCBI's taxonomy places the organism in Eukaryota, Metazoa, Arthropoda, Insecta, Neuroptera, Chrysopidae. The coding region runs from base 62 to 1798 and encodes 578 amino acids. The transcript has 4 exons. The record is from RefSeq and is a predicted model, not a curated record.
UGAAAAUACUCAAAAUAAAAUUAAAAACAAAUAAUAACAAAUUUCAUUCAUUUUGUAUGAAAUGGAGGUGAGUCUUAAAGUGGCCGAUAAAGCCGUUUCAACUGAUGAUGAUCAUUUUAUUAUUGAUAAUAUUGAUAACGGUGAUAAUAAUCAACAGCACCUCCAUAAUGGUACCACAAUCAAUGAUAGUGGCAAUAAUGAGCACAUCAAUGGUGCCGCAGAAGAUGAAGAAAAUGAUGGAAACACGGAUCAACAUACCAUUGAAUAUUUCCAAGUGGCCCGAUUAGAAGCUGUAUUGGCACAAUUAUUGGAAAAUAAAUUUUCCGCGAUAAAAUCAAUAACAGCGGCAAGUAAAAAAAAGAAAUUAAAACAUCAUUUAAUAUUGAGUCCAUCAAAACGUGUUACACAUAAAUUACAACGGAUUCUAUCGUCAUCGACAUCACAAGAUGGACACAGUUCGGGUCAGCAUACAAAUUAUGAUAGUGAUCAACCAUGUUUUGGUGGUCCAGCCACAACACAAACGGCAUCCGGAGGUGGUGGAGGACAUCAUCGACAUGGACAUUCUAAUCAAAAAUAUUUUAAUCAAUCGAAUAGUUUAACAAUACGUAAUAGCAGUAAUUAUCGUAAACAAUAUAAACGUAAAAAAUACAUUGAUAGUGAUAAUGAAUUUGAAUUAUCACCGAAACAUCAUCAUAAACGACGUAGACGUGGACGUAGUCAUCAUCGCGUUUCAAGUAAAUCACCAGACUUAGAUAGACGACAUCAUAGUAACGGUAGUCAUUCAUCACCUAGUGCUGAACGGCGACGACAUCAUCAUGAUGGUCUCACUGCACAAGCGAGUCCACAUCAUCGACAACAUCAUCAUCAACAUUACCAUGAGCAUUGGGAUCAUCAUCAUUUACAUAGUCAUUGGAAUGAUCAUCAUAUCGCUACAGGAACACCAGGUGCAACAGCAACGGCAACAGCUGCAAAUUUCCAUCCUCCAAUUAUAAUGGAUGGCAUUCAUCAUUAUAUGGAUGACGAUGAUAAUACAUCAUUGGUUAUUGAUAAUAUCAAUCAUUUGAUGUUACCUGGUGGUGUAGGAGGAGAACAAUCGAAUGAUAUGAAUGAUGAAGACCAGGAUAUGAUGUGUGAUUGUUGUAAUACAUUACAUGAGGAUCAUCGAACAGGACAAUUAAAAAUUCAUUACGACGAAGAUUACAUCUCUGUCAAUAUGGACGAUAUGGGCUACAACAAUGAUGAUGAUCCAGUGAUUGGCGGGGGCGCAAUUGUUCCACAAGAGACAUUCGAUGACGAUGAUGAUUGUGAUGAUAUGAUUGUAGAUCAUUUAGAUCAUCAUCAUCAUCGACAUCAUCAUUCAGCUGGUGAAAUGGACAUGCAUGCUAUUAGUGGUAAACAUCGUUCACGUAGAAAAAAACGUAGAAGAAAACAUCAUCAUCAUCGGCACCAUCAUCACCAUCAUCAUCAUCAUCAUCAUCAUCAUCGACAUCAUCAUCGGUAUAAUCGUCGUCGUAUGUUAGGUGAUCAAUCGUUAAUUGGUGACGAUGAAGAGAAUGUAAAAUCAAUUGAUCCAGAUGAUUUGCCACAACGUGCACGAUGGACUAUUGUUGCAACCGCAUGUUUAUUGUUAAUGAUGUGUUUAUUAUUAGUGGGUGUUACAUUACGUAUGGCUCCAAUUAUUGAUGAAAUGGUGCGAAAAGAAAAUGAGGAAUUGAUGCAUUCAUUAAGCUAUAAUCACGCACAUAAUAGAUCUAAAUUGUUAACGACACUUGCUCCGCCAGAAGUGAUCCCUGAAUAAGUUUCAUAUGCGUUUUUAUUAAUUAGUGUUUAAUAAGAAACUACCUACAAUGUUUUAUGAAUUAAUUAUAAUUUUUUAACAAAUCCAAGUAUUUAACGUCCCACGUGCAAAUUUAGACAACAAUCAAACUUUAUACACCUAAUGCUGCCUGCUUAAAUAGAAGAAAUCAAGAAUAUUAGAAAUGUCUACACCAUAAACCAGA